AAAACCGUGAUGUUCUCGUUUUUACUAUCCUGUCAGAAGUGGUACCUACUUUUCACAACACUGGUCCCUGUCUACAUUCUUCCAUCGCAGUGCUUGUUAGCUUGGUAGUAAAACUUAUACAGUGUCAACGGCAACAAGAAAUAGUUGUAACCAACAUGGAGACGUAUUCCAUUCGUCCCCUUUCAAAAGAAUUAGACGAUAAGGCUGCGAAAGAAAUAAACGAAGAUCCUAAAAGGAUAAAAGAAACUUUGAAGAUGUUUCACGAAUGGAUAAAAAAACAGCCGCACUUAAAUGUUAGGAAUGACGACCAACACCUAAUAACAUUUCUACGUGGCUGUAAAUGGAGUCUUCAACUAGCAAAGCAAAAGAUUGAUUAUUUCUAUACCAUAAGAACGUUACUUCCAGAUCUUUUCCGAGGUAGAGAUGCUACGUCACAGGAAAUUCAACUUCUACUGAAAUCCGGGUGUAUAACCCUGCUUCCUAACGAAGAAGGAUACAUUGGUCCCAAAACAUUUCUAGUUACUUUUAAUACAGAUUUACCAUUCCUUGCGUUAAUUAGAGCCAUUUUUAUGAGUAUUGAAAUAUUAAUGAAAGAAGAUGAUAAUUCCAUUAUUUCUGGAUUUCAAAUAAUAACAGAUUACAAAUUGCUUACUCCAGGAUACAUGCUGCAAUUUACUCCCGCAUUGGUAAAAAAAUGUGCCAUAUGCAUGGAGAAUAUGUAUCCUUUGAGAAUGAAAGGACAUAUUGGCAUAAAUGUCCCCAAAGGUUUAGUAGUAAUAUAUAAUAACUUCGCAAGGCCUUUUUUUAGUGACAAACUCAAGGAAAGGGUUUAUUUGUUUACUGAAUCCAACUGGAAGGAAAAUGUGAGCAGAGAUAUACAGUCAGUCUUACCACAAGAAUACGGAGGCGAUAAUCCGUCUCUAACUCAUCUUGCCGACCAAUGGGCACAGAAAGUGAUGAGUUAUAGGGAUUGGUUUCUAGAAGACGACGGGUACGGAUGCGAUGAGACUCGUCGGCAAUUGGCGACUAAAACUUACGACCAAGAAUUAGGAAUGGAAGGUUCAUUUCGAAAAUUAAUGAUCGAUUAAAUAUUGGUGUACGGUUGGGUAUACAUGGUGAUUUUGCGGACAUGUAUUCCUUGGGGUGGUUUACUUCUAUAGUAAAACGUUCGUCAUCGUGGUCUAUUUUUUUAAAAUUCAUUUCUUCAGUUACCUACAACGCAGUUAUUCACAAACGAAAUCAAUGGUCCAGGUUAGAAGGUGGAAGUUGAAUGCAUCUAUUGAGGUCUCUCUUAAGAAGGUGAUUGUGAGCGAUGGGGAAUGUUUUAAUAUACCUACGUCUGUCAAGUCGAUGGCAGUAACGAAGCACCGUACCUCGCACAGCACUCGGCAUUGUACCAUAGCAUCCAUUCAUGAAGCAAAUUUUAUUGUAAAAGAAUCAUUGCCGUGGACUAGUUAAACAAACUGAAAAACUUCACAUACAUUUUAUUAGGGAAAAUGGACCUUAUUGAAAUGGUUAAUUUAGUCGCGCCUCUAGUUGAGACCACAUGGUUUGGUUCCAUUCCAGUUUUUUUUAAUUUACUCUUAUAGCAUUGUUCUUUAUUCCCACUGUGUGUUUCUGUAUUGUUCUUCAUACUUUUUCUUUCAUCCUCUCGCUAGGGCAUAUUAUACGUAAUUUACAUUGUCUAGGCAAACGUUACAACUUGUCAUCUUUUUCUUUUUGGUUAGUUAUGUUUUCGUGGUUAGGUGAAAGAUCAGCAAGAGGAGCUGUCUCCAGUCUCCCAAUGCUGAACCUCGCCACUAGGUUUGUUUUAUCUUUACCUUAGUUAAAAUGUUUGUUUUACAUUUACAGCUUAUUUUAAUUUAUAUAUUUAUG
Messenger RNA from Photinus pyralis (common eastern firefly), 1875 nucleotides. RefSeq names its product alpha-tocopherol transfer protein-like. Lineage: Eukaryota; Metazoa; Arthropoda; Insecta; Coleoptera; Lampyridae. Gene Ontology annotation, cellular component: membrane. The transcript has 6 exons. The record is from RefSeq and is a predicted model, not a curated record. Bases 156 to 1088 code for a protein of 310 amino acids. Gene Ontology annotation, molecular function: phosphatidylinositol bisphosphate binding.